CUAGUUAAAGAACACCAUAAGCCCCUGAAACUGAAAAAACUAAUCCUCUCUCAAGAAGAGAAGAAGAGUGGAGAGGAGAGGAGAAGAGAAAAGGAGGCAAUGAAGUCAGAUAAACCUGAAACAAGAUUGAGUACACUCCAUUAGAGAGACUAAGAAAACAAAAAAAAAAGCUUGCUUCUAAUAGAAAGAGAGAGAGGAAGAGAUGAAAAGGCUCAUGUCCUUGAGAUUUGCGUCUACAGAGAGAGUGGAGAGAGAGUGUGUGUGAUUUAAAGCAAAGGCGGCGAAGAAUUUAUUGACAUUGAUAUUGAUAUGAUGCGAAAGGAAGUAAGCACCGCUACACUGAACUUUCUUUUAUUUCUCUUCUUUUCCUCGCUAAUCUCAUAGCCAUUGAAGCUCUCUCUCUUUCUGACGCUAUAUCUCUUAUAAAAAAACAUUUUUUCUCUCGCUUUGAAUCCCAAGUUCUGUUUUUUCUUAUUUCUUAAUCAUUAUUUCUCUCUAAUUUUGCAAAACCAUAAUUUAUUUUACUUGUUUUGCUUCUCUUGUUGUUUUUGCGAAAAUCCCGCAUCAAUUUUUUUUGUUAGGAGUAACCAAAAUGGUAGUGCAAGAAGUGUUAUUAAAAGGUUAUUAGAAAUCAAUGGGACAGCUCGAAAUUCGAGGUGGUUUCUGGUUCUUAAACGCAGAGGUUGUCUGUCUCAAUCCAACAUAUAUUAUGGUCUGGUCUGCUGGUAGGGUGUUUUAGGAGAGAGUUCAUUCAUUCAUUCCUUAAAGAACCUGCCAUUUCUGGUUCUGGGUUUGAGAGAUCGCUUGUUUGUUUCUCGUCACUGUUACUCUCUGGGUUUGGUUUUGGUGAUUCAUAGAAAGUGGAGAAGUCUCAAACUUUGCUAUCUUUGAAGUGAAGGGAAGGGAUAUAUACGAAGGCUUGUUGAGUUCUUGAGUGAAGAAGGCUUUCUCUUGGUGAUUUGGAAGGUAAUUUUGGGUAAAAAAUGAAGUUUAUGAAGUUGGGGUCCAAGCCUGAUGCAUUUCAAGCUCAUGGCAAAUCUGUAAGGUAUGUGGCAUCCGAACUGGAAACAGAUGUCACCAUAAAUGUUGGAGAAGUUAAAUUUAACCUCCACAAGUUCCCUCUCAUGUCCAAGAGCAAUCGCUUGCUAAUGCUACUGUCACAAGCUGGUGAGGAGAAUGAAAUUGACAUGGUUGAUUUUCCUGGUGGGCCAAAGGCUUUUGAAAUUUGUGCCAAAUUCUGCUAUGGAAUGAUUGUUACUCUCAAUGCUUACAAUGUUGUCACUGCUCGUUGUGCGGCCGAGUACCUUGAGAUGACCGAGGAUGUUGAUCGAGGGAACCUUAUUUUUAAAAUUGAAGUAUUUCUGAACUCCAGUAUCUUCCAUAGCUGGAAGGAUUCCAUUAUUGUUCUUCAGACCACCAAAUCUCUUCUGCCGUGGUCUGAAGAUCUGAAGAUUGUGGGCAGCUGCAUAGAUUCCAUUGCAUCUAAAACCUCUGUGGACCCUGCAAGUAUUACCUGGUCCUACACAUAUAACCGUAAGUUAUCAGUGCCUGAUAAAAUAGUCGAGGAAGGGAUGAAUUUCAGGGAUAAAAUUGAUUCUGUUCCCAAGGAUUGGUGGGUUGAAGAUAUAUGUGAACUGGAUAUUGAUCUCUAUAAGAGGGUCAUGAUCACUGUGAAAUCAAAGGGAAGAAUGGAUGGCCAAGUGAUUGGGGAAGCACUGAAAACUUAUGCAGUCAGAUGGCUGCCAGAUUCAUUUGAUGACUCAGUUUCUGAUGCUCGUACCUGGAGGUACAGAUAUCUGGUAGAAAACCUCAUCUGUUUGUUGCCUCCAGACAAGGCUGCUGGUUGUUCGUGUAGUUUCCUGUUGAAAUUGUUGAAAUUUGCCAUUCUGGUUGGAAUAGAUGACUCAGCCAGGGAAUAUUUAGUGAAGAGGAUCAGUUUGAAGUUGCAUGAGGCUUCUGUUAAGGAUUUGCUGAUCCUAGCACGGCCUCCUCAAAACACAUUAUAUGAUGUGGAAUUGAUUCAGUGCAUUGUUAGUCGUUCUUUGAUGCAUGGAAAGUACAGUCAGGAUACGAAGCAUGAGGAGAAUGGCGACUUUAUUUUAGGGCAUGAGCAUGUAACCUUGAUGAAUGUUGGUAAAUUGAUUGAUGGAUAUCUAGCAGAAAUUGCAUAUGACCCCAAUCUCACCAUCUCCAGUUUUGUUGACCUGUCACGGUCAAUUCCUGAGUUUGGUAGACCAAUUCACGAUGGACUGUACAAAGCCAUUGACAUCUACCUGAAGGAACAUCUCAGUAUGACAAAGGCAGAAAAAAAGAAGAUAUGUGGGCUAAUGGAUGUCAAGAAACUGACCACGGAUGCAUCCACGCAUGCUGCACAGAAUGAGCGGCUCCCUCUCCGUGUUGUCGUCCAAGUUCUCUUUUUUGAGCAGGUUAGAGCAGCUUCUGGAGUUCAAGCUCUCAGCAACAAUGCCCGCGAUACUUUAAAUUCCACCACAAACACAGAUGAAGAAUUGGAGAAGACAGCAGCUGAUGGUAAUAAAUCCCUCAUGAAACAGAUGAGUCGAAUGAAGAUAAAAGAUGAAGAUUUCCUGAAAAAUGGAAAACUUAGGAAGAAAAACAGCAAGAUUACCAAAAAUGGUGUGCAGUUGCUGCCAUCUCGAUCAAAGAGGAUCUUUGAUAGAUUGUGGGUUGUGGCCAGAGGGCAUGUUGAGAAUAGAAGCUCAGAGACUUCUGGGAGUUCGCAGAGCCCAACUUCAAUCGCUCCUGGUGACACCAAGUCCUUCGGUUCAUCUUCAAGACAAAGGAGACACUCCAUCUCCUAGAGAAUGAAUUUGAGCUUCAUCAGGACAUAGCAAGGGAAGAAGAUGGUCAAAAACUGUUCAAGUGUAAAAAGUGGUAGGCUUUUAUUCCAGUAGAUGAAGGGGGUUUUAUUCUCUGUUUAUGUAUGAAAUUCACAUAGAUUAUCCAGGAAAAGUUGUCCAGCUAACCUAUGAUUUCUUUCAUGUAUAUGAUGACAUGAAGGUUUAAAUUC
This is a messenger RNA of Populus trichocarpa (black cottonwood), 3028 nucleotides long. Its product is annotated as BTB/POZ domain-containing protein NPY1. Gene Ontology annotation, molecular function: protein binding. NCBI's taxonomy places the organism in Eukaryota, Viridiplantae, Streptophyta, Magnoliopsida, Malpighiales, Salicaceae. Bases 984 to 2819 code for a protein of 611 amino acids. The transcript is spliced from 4 exons. The record is from RefSeq and is a predicted model, not a curated record.